This is a messenger RNA of Papilio polytes (common Mormon), 2405 nucleotides long. RefSeq lists its product as uncharacterized. NCBI's taxonomy places the organism in Eukaryota, Metazoa, Arthropoda, Insecta, Lepidoptera, Papilionidae. Gene Ontology annotation, molecular function: protein tyrosine/serine/threonine phosphatase activity. The coding region runs from base 150 to 2303 and encodes 717 amino acids. The transcript is spliced from 15 exons. The record is from RefSeq and is a predicted model, not a curated record. Gene Ontology annotation, biological process: protein dephosphorylation; positive regulation of cytokinesis; microtubule cytoskeleton organization.
GUCAAAGUCAAUCUUGAAAGCUUUCAAAAUUAUUUUCUAAUUUUUGUUUUGAUUUACUUUUAUGUGAUUAAAUCGUAGUGUAAUUUAUUGCAUAAUUAAUUACGAGAUAUUAAUUAUGUGUUUACCAUUAAGAUCGUAGGAAACAUUCCAUGAUGACACAGCACACUGAUAUAUUGUAUAUGUCGGAAUAUAUCAAAAAUACAUUGUAUUUCGCUAUCACAAGGCCCGGAAAAGUUUUUAAAAGCACUUCGGAAACAUAUUUCUUGUGUAUAGAUAAUGAUCUAGUUUACGAAAACUAUUUCUCGGAUUUCGGACCAUUGAAUCUAGGUUGUAUUUACAAGUAUUGCAAAUUAUUGAAUGAGAAACUAGAAAAAUGUAGGGAAAGUCAGUUCGUUGUUCAUUACACUUCCUGUGAUCCUAAGAAAAGUACGAAUGCUGCUUUUUUGAUGGGUUGUUUUGGAGUUGUGUAUUUGAAUUUACGACCCAAAGAAGCGUUAAGACCGUUAUUGCUUCAAGGUUAUAGUUAUCGACCAUUUCAAGAUGCAACUCCUGGCGAUUCGGCGUAUACGAUAUCUCUAUUAGACUGCCUUCAAGCGAUUGAUAAAGCACGAGAGCUAGGAUUUUUCGAUUUUCGAGAUUUCAACUAUGAAGAUUACGUCGCAUUGGAUAAAAUAGAAGGCGGCGACCUCAAUUGGAUUAUACCCGGCAAAUUUCUCGCUUUCAUAGGACCUGUUGACACAAAGGCUCCUAUUUACCAUCGCCCUGAAGAAUAUAUCAGUUAUUUUAAAGAAAACAACGUUAAUGUGGUGAUUAGACUAAAUAAAAAAAUGUAUGAUGGGAAUAUAUUCAUUAGUGCUGGCAUACUUCAUUACGAUUUAUUUUUUCUCGACGGUUCUUGCCCACCGAAGAAUAUAUGUUUAAAAUUUCUCCGUAUUAGCGAAAGUAGCGUUGGUGCUAUUGCCGUUCAUUGCAAGGCAGGUUUAGGGCGCACUGGCUCUUUAAUCGGUUGUUACUUGAUCAAGCAUUAUCGAAUGACCUCUCACGAGGCUAUCGGCUGGAUGAGAAUAUGUAGACCUGGAUCAGUAAUUGGACAACAGCAGGAAUGGUUGGAAAAACUUGAGCCGUGGCUGAUAAAACAAGGGAAUUUGUAUAGGAAACGGGUGCACGGAGAUUUUGACAAGCUCCCCGAGCACAAGUAUGGCUUGUAUUCUAUUACCGAAAAGGCUAUCAAGUGCCGACCAGUUUUGUUUCAUAAAUCACCGUCUCCGCCGCCUCCAGUGCAAAGGCAAAACAGAGUUGAUGGUGCCUCACAUUCUAGACCACAAGCAUCAAAAAUUAUAAGAAAAGGAAAUGCAGUUACUGUUGCGCCUGUCGAAAAGGACCAAUGUAUUUGGCGAGUAAGAUCACCCUAUAAGAAUUUUGGCCAAAGGAACGCAAAUACAGAAGAACAGAGUGAUACUAAGUCUCGACGUACUUCUGGUUCCGGAGAACCUAGGCCUCGUUUGAUGUCGCAAGAUUGUCCUACGUCCCCACUCAUCAAAAGGACUGUUCCUACCAGUCAAGAUUUUAAUAAAGUGGCAAGUGGAUUUACAACUAUACCUACAUUUUGCACCACUCAGGGCCCUAUUGUUAAAACUAUUACCGAAGCUAAAGAGUUUCUUAUGCGUUCUAGUGCAUGUCGAGAAAAUUGUGGAUUCAUCCCUACUCAUGAGCCAUUACGAGAUCCUUAUAAAAGAAGAAAUGAUCAAUGUGAUUACCUCGCUUACAGAAAUCCUAGUCGGAAUAUACCACCGUCGUAUACUAGCACAGUUGCAAGGGAUUCGCAAUCGCAGUACCGACGUCGUCUCGGCCGUAGUCCCAGUCCGAUUCCGCCGCGGUUAGCGCUAGAGCAGUCUCGCGCGACCAACACAUUGACCGUUAAAGAAGUUAAGAAGAUUUCCUCGAAGAUCGCAAUUCGUGACGCGUUAUCAAGACUUAAACUGACAGCUCCACGGUAUGGGUCGACGGGCGCGGGUUCCGUGGGCGCGGCGUCGUUAGGCGCGCGACGUGUCGCGCCCUCUGGAAAGCGCGCGCCUAGCGUGCGCUCCGAUGAACGUAAUACAGCUACACAAGGCGACGUACUCAACAGUAUCAAGUAUCAAAGAAAAAUGCUCGACACCAUUGUUAUGGAAAAAGCAAAUGCGACGUCACGAGAAAAUCAAGACAGAUUAAAAGAAAAGAACCCAAGGAUGGGGCCGAUGAGAAUCUUCAAUAGACCAAUAUCUCCGAAAACGAGACACAACGUGCAUACACCGUUUUAUUGAAUGUUGUGAAUAUUAUGUUGUGAAAAUUACAAGUGGAGUUCACUAGAAAUGAAUAGACUUUCAUGUUUUUGUUAUACUUUAUUUACAAAUAUAUAACUUGUA